Molecule: messenger RNA, 4245 nt
Organism: Acanthaster planci (crown-of-thorns starfish)
Lineage: Eukaryota; Metazoa; Echinodermata; Asteroidea; Valvatida; Acanthasteridae
Gene: lrrc59
Product: leucine rich repeat containing 59
Cellular component (GO): cytoplasm
Molecular function (GO): protein binding
Source: RefSeq, a predicted model, not a curated record
AGUAGAGGAACUGACUAUAUUUCUGUAAGCGCAACGUUGACAAAACUGGCUGAGUUAAGUUGUCUUUCGCUGUUUUCUGUAGUUUCUCCUUUGCUUUUAACUUAAGAUUAAGAUAAAAUGGGAAAGGAAUCCCUGAGAGACCACUUAGAUGGCAAAGAACUCGAUUUGAGUUUAAGCAAUUUAACUAAAGUACCUGUCAGAGAGUUGGCUGCGUUGCCAAAAGCAACACACCUGGACCUGUCUUGUAACCAGCUCUCAAGUCUACCAGAAAACUUUAGCUCACUAACUCACAUCGUGAAGCUAGACCUCAGUAAAAACAGCCUAACUUGCCUUCCAGAAAAUAUUGGCAAUCUUCACAGUCUCCAGCACCUAGAUCUUCUAGGCAACCAGUUGGAGCACCUUCCAAUCAGCUUUGCCAAUUUGCGGAAUCUGAGAUGGCUGGACCUGAAGGACAACAGCAAUCUGGACAAGGAUCUGAAGAAAGUUGCUGGGGACUGCCUAGAUGACAAACAGUGCAGAGAGUGUGCUAAAAGGGUUGUGGCGUACAUGAGUGAUAUUCAGAAAGAACUGGAAAACCAGCAGCAGAAGAAGGUGGAGAAAGAAAAAAAGAAAGCCGCAGCUCGAGAGAGAAAGAAGGAAGCCCAAAGGAAGGAGAAACAGCUCCAGAAGCAACUGGAGAGACAACGGAAGACGGAGGAGUACGAGGCAGCCAUUGCCGCCAAGAGACUCAAGGAAGAGAAGAAAGAAAGGAAGAAUGCCAAAGGUGCGCAGAAAGCAAACGGUGUCCAGCACACACCUGUCAAAGCAAAAUCAGGAACCUCUUGCCUGGUGGUGUUUAUCACCCUGUUUGUCACUCUGGUUGCCUUGAGUUUGGGCAUCUAUUUCUUCUGCGAGAGUGACAAGACGAACGUUCUGUGUGUUGACCUGCACUGGGCUGUGGAUAGUGUCGUCACAACAGCCAAGGACUGGACCCAACAGUUAAGGGACAAACUUGCAAGUUAGGUCUGUUUUUAUUGCAACCAAUCAAUUGAAUAUCCAACUUUGCCUUUGUUCCUAACAAAUCAUGGAGUUUUCAGGCAAUAUGUUAAGUUGUUACAAGUUGAGAGGUAUUUCCUCAAGAUGUUGUAUUGUGGUUUUUGCAUUGGCCUGUUUUGGCCUUUGAUUGAAUAUCAUCGUAUGUCUUUGUCCUAUUAUGCACAUUUUGUUACAUUUGUGUAUUUGUAAAUUUUGGAUCAUUUUACACAACGGGAUAGUUUUUUCGUACGAAAUAAAAUUAACAACCGUUAACAACUGUUUGUUGUAUUCCUUGUUGGUCCCAAUUUGUGAACCAUCCUAACAAAAUGAGUUGUCAGUCACCAGAGCCACUUUUGAGUUAAAUAGGAACCCUCCACAUUUACCCACAUAAUGUCCAUUGUAUAUCAGGGUGCCAAACUGAGUGAUACUUAAAAAGAGAGAGCUCAGUUUGUUCUUUCUCAUGCAACCUAAGCAUGGGCAAAAUGGCCUUAAGACUCAUUUUGAGGGAUCUGGUUAUAUAAAUUUCACUACUUUGAAUGAAUUCACAUCAGCAAAGCUUCAGAGAUCUUGUGUUCUCAUCCUUCACCCUAACCCUCCUCAAUCCUUCACCUGUUGGAGGACUGAGGAACGUUAGGGUUAAUGAAGUUUCCUUUGCUAAACUGAGUUUUGGAUUAUAAAGCCACAGUCUGCCAGACACUCUGGGAUCAGUUCACUCGUAAGGCUACAAAAUUCUGUUGAAUAUGGACCGAUGAUAUUUCAUUUUGUUCCUGCUCGUAGAAUGUGUUUGGACACAGUGUCGAAAAGCAAUUUCCGACUAAUUCAAGCAUGUGCUUGGAAGGUGCUUGGAAGUUUGAGGAUUGCCCAUUGAUGGACUUUGGUGGUCAUUAUGGUGGAAGUUUAGAUUUUCUUCUUGUUUUUUUUCUGUAUUCCUGUUCUCCCCACACCGUUUUGCAUGGAUUCUUUUUGUUUGUAGAUAAAAUUAGCACCAUAAACCCAAAACAACUCACUUUUUUCUUUUAUUGCUAUUUAUCUGACUCUGCUUAAACGUACUCUUGUUUUAAUCAGAGGAGUGAUUUACAGUACAAUCGAGCACGAUCAUUUAGGUGCACUAGUGUGCUGAGUUCCUCAAAUAGCAUCAGCUGAGAAACAUGGUGUGUCUUUGUUAAUCUGGUGGCAUAUUGUAUUGUGACUUACUUCUCUUGAAGAAUUGCCAAUUUUGUGUUCACUUGAAUGUUAUUAGAUUACUUCAGAUGAACUUACCUGGGGGUUUAGGUCUUCAUUGAUCUUUGACACAAAAUGUAGUAGGGCAAGUUCGAGCAGGAACCAUUUUCAACCACUGGUUGAGUGUGCCUGGUGUCCAAGUUACAUUUUGUGCACAGGUUACCAGUGAAAAUCAACCAGCGGUCAGUAAUUGGUUGUACUCGAACUUGCUAUCCUAUCACAUAAGAUGAACUGUACAUAUCUGUUGGUUGUAGCUUUUCGUUGAUCCAUGUCACAAGUUGUCACUCUAAGUGCAACCAAGUGAUUAAUUUCACGAAUGUCUUUGUCUUCAUCACGUUUCAUAUUUUUGACUGGUUGAUGAAAUUCCUUUUUGGCUGAUUUUUAUUACAGAAGAAAAUGCAGUUUGUUCUUUUAGGUUAAAAUCAUGCAGUCGUGAAAAAAUAUUGAGCCAAGAAGAAGAGAGUGUCUAUUUUUUACCUUGUGCUCUCAUAUUCAAAACACAGAAGAAACAUUUGCGUUGUUUACAAGGUUUAAUAUAAAGCAUUUAAUUUCUUUGAAGAAAUGUGAAUUUAUCGUUCAAGAUGAAUUGAUUGUUACACUUUCUUUGGAACAUUUUCUUUCAUCCGUUUUUUGAAAUCAUGUUUUCUCUUUACCUACCAUUUAACUAAUUGAAUUCUACAGUUGACAAGUGAAAAUGUAUGUCGGAGAAAAUUGUUUAUCAAGGUCACAUAAAGACGUUUCUAGUAUAUAUAUGUAUAUUUUAUGAAUCAAGAGUCUGCUGAGAUUUAUUUUGUUGCUUUAAAGAUAAAAACAAUUCUAAAUGAUUUUUUGUCUUUUAGAAGUAUUCUCCGUUGUUGUAACAGUGGAGGGAAACGUAGUAUUGAUUGGACCUGUGAACUUGUCACAUUGAAAUGAGGCAAAUACAUGUACAAUCAUGACACUUGUUUACCUUGGAAACCAACAUCUUUAUUUCCGCUUUAACCAAUUACAAAUUCCAUCCCAAAAAAAAGGAACAAAUUAAUACGAUACAUGCAUUGUUCAUACCAAAAUCUAUAAACUAUCUUUCAUAUAUCAGAGUAUUUUUUCAUUUAAUCAAAAGGAUAUCUUGCUGUAGUUUGUUUCUUUGAUUAGACAUUGACACCAUCUUUGGGACAGAUCUGCAGCAUAUAAUUUACAAAAGAGUUGAACGCUUCCUUGAAAAAAUAUUUUACAAAUUGCCUCAGUUAAAGUAUGGAUAAACAUACAUGUAUUUAUUGAAACAUGAUUUACAAAUUACACAAAUUUGAGGGCGUCCAAUACUCCAAUUGCUGCACUGUCAGAAAAGCACACAGUUUACCACAAACAGCGAAAACACGUCCUUUAAAUAAAAGUUUUUUUCUACAGCCACAAAUUCUACCACACAAGUAUAUUUUUCGUGAAUGAAAAGAAACUACAAAAUGAAAGAGACUACAUUUGUAUUUAUACACACUUUUAGAUACAACUUUUACUGAUAACAUGAUUUGUAAGGAAGUUAAUUGAGAAAACCAGAACCCUGUUUUAAGGAAAACAUGGCAGUCGAAAUUGCCAAGUAAUUGUUGGAAUGUACAUCAACAUCACCAACUGUGGUGUGUUCAACCCAGUGGUAGUCUUUCCUGUGAGGUACAUGUGUACAUGUUGGUGAGGAGUUAUUUUCCAGAUGUACACCUACCUCUACUUUCAAAAAAGCUAGUUACCUAAUGAUGAUCGCAUUCAGUUAAUUUAGUCUCGCCGUACCAAUAUCUACAUCAUACUAAAAACCAAACUUAGACUUCAAAACCUAUAUGAUGCAAAAGAUGUGAUAAAUUCAAGCAUAUGAAUAUUGGCCUGCAAGAUGUAUGCACCGACUUUUACCCGGUGAAGCCACUGUAAAGAGAUUGGAAACUACAAUUUCAAAGAUGUAUCAUCCAAAUGAAGUUUUUUGUUUCACAUGCGUACAAGGUUGCUCAGGUGUAUAUAGCCUCGCAUACUGAGAUACAACCAAAGUGGCAACUU